This is a messenger RNA of Acomys russatus (golden spiny mouse), 153 nucleotides long. Its product is annotated as putative 60S ribosomal protein L39-like 5. The transcript has a single exon. The record is from RefSeq and is a predicted model, not a curated record. Gene Ontology annotation, biological process: translation. Lineage: Eukaryota; Metazoa; Chordata; Mammalia; Rodentia; Muridae. Bases 1 to 153 code for a protein of 50 amino acids. Gene Ontology annotation, molecular function: structural constituent of ribosome. Gene Ontology annotation, cellular component: cytosolic large ribosomal subunit; ribosome.
AUGUCUUCUCACAAGACUUUCAGAAUCAAGCAAUUCCUGGCCAAGAAACAAAAGCACAGUCCUAUUCCUGAAUGGAUUAGGAUGAAAACUGGUAACAAAAUCAGGUACAACUCCAAGAGAAGACACCGGGGGAGAACAAAGCUGGAACUCUAA